UUGGGGAGACGCCGUAGCUGAGGGGGAGAAAAAAAAGACGAAAGAGGCGGAAAAUAAAGUGGUGUGCGCGGGGCCCAAGUGAUCACGAGUAGUAGAUACCUCUGAGUCCGAACCCAUCCUGCCCACUUCAGGGGUUCGUCUCCGGUCAGUAAAAGGGAGAAGCCUCGCCGGUGUUUUACAGCCAGGGAGGAGCGGCCCCGCCAGGCAAAGAUCUGCACCGACCGGACAGACCAUCCCUCCGACAGCGCAGCGGCUGGGGAUCGAAGCGGGUCACCCGCCGGCCGGUAUCGUCCGUCAAGAGGCCGCUGAAAACCAAGCCUGUGUAGGAAGGGGCUCCAUGAAUGGAAAUCGGAACCCCAGGAGCUGUUGGGGCUCAGCCCCUUUUCACGGUGCCAAGGCGUCCAGGAUGUGGCACCAUGGGAAAGCCGAUUAAACUGCUGGCCAACUGCUUCCAAGUAGAUAUCCCAAAGAUUGACGUCUACCUCUAUGAGGUAGAUAUUAAACCAGAUAAAUGUCCUCGCAGGGUAAACAGGGAAGUAGUCGACUCUAUGGUCCAGCAUUUUAAAGUUCAGAUUUUCGGAGAAAGAAGACCUGUCUAUGAUGGGAAAAGGAGUCUCUACACUGCAGAUCCCAUUCCCGUCAGCACCACUGGAGUGGAUUUGGAGGUGACGUUACCAGGAGAAGGGAAGGACCGAAUUUUCAGGGUGUCGAUUAAAUUUGUUUCAAGAGUGAGCUGGCAUUUGCUGCAUGAAGUUCUGACAGGCCGCAGCAUGCCAGAGCUGCUGCCUGGGUUAGACCUGGACAAACCACUCAGCACAAAUCCUGUACAUGCUGUCGAUGUUGUCCUCCGACACCUCCCUUCCAUGAAGUACACCCCUGUUGGCCGCUCUUUCUUCUCUGCACCUGAAGGUUAUGACCAUCCAUUGGGUGGAGGUAGAGAAGUCUGGUUUGGUUUCCAUCAAUCUGUCAGACCAGCCAUGUGGAAAAUGAUGCUGAACAUAGAUGUUUCUGCCACUGCUUUUUAUAAAGCACAGCCUGUAAUUCAGUUCAUGUGUGAAGUUCUAGACAUUCAUAAUAUUGAUGAACAGCCACGACCUUUGACAGAUUCCCACCGAGUCAAAUUCACCAAAGAGAUAAAAGACAAACUUCUCACAGGAUUGAAGGUCGAAGUAACUCAUUGUGGACCUAUGAGGAGAAAGUACCGUGUGUGUAAUGUUACCAGGAGACCAGCUAGCCAUCAGACGUUCCCCUUGCAACUGGAAAGUGGACAGACUGUAGAGUGCACAGUAGCACAAUAUUUCAAGCAGAAGUACAACCUUCAGCUAAAGUACCCACAUCUGCCCUGUCUACAGGUGGGACAGGAACAGAAGCACACCUACCUACCACUUGAGGUGUGUAACAUUGUUGCGGGACAGCGCUGUAUCAAAAAACUGACAGACAAUCAAACAUCAACCAUGAUUAAAGCAACAGCACGGUCAGCACCUGACAGACAAGAGGAGAUUAGUAAACUUGUAAAAAGUGCAAACUACGACGAUGAUCCUUUUGUCCAGGAAUUUCAGUUUAAAGUGAGAGAUGAGAUGGCUCAUGUCACUGGGCGAGUACUUCCAGCUCCCAUGCUGCAGUAUGGGGGAAGGGUGGAACCAAGUCAUUUCAGAUUACAAACUAAUCGAACGGUUGCUACUCCAAGUCAUGGUGUUUGGGACAUGAGGGGGAAACAGUUCCAUACUGGGGUUGAAAUCAAAAUGUGGGCAAUAGCAUGUUUUGCAGCACAGAGACAAUGUAGAGAAGAAGUACUUAAGAGUUUUACUGACCAGCUACGGAAAAUAUCAAAGGAUGCGGGGAUGCCUAUUCAGGGCCAGCCAUGUUUCUGCAAAUAUGCGCAAGGAGCUGACAGUGUAGAGCCAAUGUUCCGGCAUCUGAAGAACACCUAUUCAGGACUCCAGCUUGUUAUUGUUAUUCUACCGGGGAAAACACCUGUCUAUGCCGAGGUGAAGCGUGUGGGAGAUACUCUCCUAGGAAUGGCUACUCAGUGUGUUCAAGUGAAGAACGUUGUCAAAACGUCUCCACAGACAUUAUCGAACCUCUGCCUGAAGAUUAAUGUGAAACUAGGUGGUAUUAACAACAUUCUCGUGCCACAUCAGCGACCAUCCGUAUUCCAACAGCCUGUGAUCUUUCUGGGGGCUGAUGUCACACACCCACCAGCUGGAGAUGGCAAGAAACCUUCUAUUGCUGCUGUUGUGGGCAGUAUGGAUGCCCAUCCUAGUCGUUACUGUGCCACUGUGCGCGUUCAGAGACCUCGACAGGAGAUCAUUCAAGACCUAGCUUCAAUGGUUCGAGAACUUCUCAUUCAGUUUUACAAAUCAACUCGCUUCAAGCCCACUCGAAUUAUAUUCUACCGUGACGGUGUUUCUGAGGGCCAAUUCCGUCAGGUAUUGUAUUGUGAGCUAUUGGCAAUUCGAGAAGCCUGCAUCAGCUUGGAAAAGGACUAUCAGCCUGGCAUCACAUACAUUGUCGUGCAGAAACGUCAUCACACUCGAUUGUUCUGUGCUGAUAAGAAUGAAAGGGUUGGAAGAAGUGGAAAUAUUCCAGCAGGCACAACUGUAGACACAGAUAUCACCCACCCAUAUGAAUUUGAUUUUUAUCUCUGCAGCCAUGCUGGGAUACAGGGUACAAGUCGUCCCUCACAUUACCAUGUUUUGUGGGAUGACAACUGCUUCUCUGCAGAUGAACUUCAGCUCCUCACCUAUCAGCUAUGUCACACAUACGUGCGCUGCACACGCUCUGUCUCUAUCCCAGCACCAGCCUAUUAUGCACAUCUAGUGGCAUUUAGAGCAAGAUACCACUUGGUGGAUAAAGAGCAUGACAGCGCUGAAGGCAGUCACAUUUCCGGACAGAGUAACGGACGUGACCCACAGGCUCUUGCCAAGGCUGUGCAGAUCCACCAGGAUACCUUACGCACAAUGUACUUCGCUUGAGUUUGGGAACUUCUCUCCAGAAAGAACCGAAGAUUUCAGCCUACAUUUCCAGUGGGGUCAGUUUACGGGAGAUGUCUCCAGCCAUACUGUAACUUUCACUGUGCGGAGACAAUAGUUUCAAUAAACUGGCGGAAAGGGAUUGUUUACCUACGAAGAUCAUAGCACUAUUAUGCAAUACGAAACCAGCCAACUGCUCUGUGUGUGUGUGCGUGUGUGCACAUGUGUGCGCGCGCGCGCGUGUGUGUGUGUGUGUUCCGUCAGACCUCAUGUCUGUGUCUUUCCUUUUUCCUUUUUCAGUAUAGUUUCCUUUUUGCCUUUACCUCAGUGUUUGGCAGCACAAAACUCAUCUUUAUCAAGCAACACAAAAAUGGAACAAAAAAAAUGUUCCACAAACCUUGGAUCUCAAAAGUAGUCACUGAUUAGGUCAGAAAUCCAGCCAUUCACUUUAGUCCUCAAAUUUGGGAGGGUGGGAUGGUUGCUGUAGGUGGAAAAAGACAUGUUUGAAAAUAUAUUCUACCAGUUCUUCUUGAGAUUCAAGAAGUCCCACCUCCUCAAUGCCACUGUUCAAAUUCCAUUUAUUGGUUAAGUUAUCGAUUAAAUCAACUGAUUGUUGAGUAUAGCAAGUAGUUGUGGCUCAGCUUCAUAACCAGAGCAGUGGAAUUUUACAUAUAGAAGAUAAAAUCCAGGACUUGGAUGAGCUUAAGCAAUGAUGGUGAGAGAGAAACUUUUGAAAAUUCCAAGAUUUGGGGGCUCUGUUUAAUGUAGAAACUUUUGCUGUUUCUUUUAUUGUUUACUUGCUAGCUCACAACUAAAUGUGAUUUUUUUUGUUUUAGCAUCUUUAUAUUUAUUAGAAAAAAUGCUUAAUUUAAUAUGAAUUUACAUUAAAAUAUAGUAGCAUCAAUUUUAUUUAGUUCUGGAAUGUAACCGUGUUGUAUACUGACAGAACAUUGCUACCGUUAGUGCAAUAAGCGGUUGGUUAGAAAGCCCGUGUCCUACGCUGUAACGGAGCAGCAGUUGUACCACUAUAACCGUGGGAGAGUGGACACCUCCGCACUUCAGAACCUUAUCAGUUUUAAUAAGAAAAAAGGUUGAAUGCAAAAAAAAAGUAGGGCUGGGACGUUUUAAUGUUAGUUUAUUGGGACAUUACCUUAUUUAAUUUACACAUCUAAUCACUGAAAUGUGAAUUUUUUUCAAAUAUUUUUCUGUUUUAUUUCAGUCAUUCCAUUUUAAGAUAAUAUACCAAGUUUUUUAUUUGGAAUUUUUUCAUAAAAGUUUGACUUGUUUCAUUGAUACAAAUCUCAUGACGUUGUUUGCACUUUGUAAAACCUCAUGAACUGCAUGUUUUAUCCAAUGGUUGUCAUUGCACUGGCUCGAACCGCAAUAUACAAAAUGCUGCAGCCUUCUUGAUGGAUGGGCAUUGCUUGUGUCCCAGCCCUACAAAACAGCCUCUCCUCUACAUGAAAGAAAUUGUACUUCUACAGAAUUAAAAAGUAACUAGAACUUUAUGGAAACCAAGAAGAAACUGCAGAAUUUUCCUCCCCUUUCAUAAAAAGCAGGCUUAUUGUCAUUUGAUUAUAAUACAAACUCAAAUAUUUUUGAUUUAUUACACCCUUGCCUCAAACAUAAGGGCUAAUAUUCUAUGAACUCUGGCAUGCAAACUUUCAGUAAAUAUUCCAGCUUAAAAAGGAAUGUAGUGCCUGUUUUGUCAAAACUGAUUCUUUAGGCACAAUUGCCGUGAUAAAAUAUGAAAAACCUAUCAGAAUUAUCUCUGUUCCUUUAGCCCCCCCCCCCCCCCCCCCUCCAUGGUGAUGAAGUAGAAUCAGAUUAAGUCAAAUUAUGUUGAUAAAGUCUUAAGUUUUAUUCAUUUAGGAAGAUGAAUAUUUUCUUUGUAAAUCAGACUCCCAUUCUCAACUUUACAGAAGUUUUCCAUAGUACACAGGACAUCAUCUAUAUAAGAAAAGCAAAGUUUUGAUCGGCUUUUGUUAGUGAAUUAGACAGUGCUUUGCUUGAGAAAUUUUAAGUAGAUCUACUUUUUGAAAUAAAGUUUUUUAAAAAGUCAAUGGAGUUGAUUUCACCACCAAUCUCACUGAGAUAGGACUGACACAAUGCAAAAUCAAAGAAAUCUGUUUUUCCUUCAUAUUUUCUUAUGCAGAUCUCUUACUGCUCUUGAUGUACAUAAUUGCCUGAAAGAGUUUUUAAAAUAUCAAAAUACCACCUCGGAUGUUACUUUUUAUUUAAUCUAAAUACUGUUGGUUCUUUUUAUUAAGCUCCACAAAGCUGGUAAAGAAAUGUUGCCCAGAGAACUCCGUUUCGCAAAUUAGUAACCAUCUCUUACUAGAUUCCCCAUCAUAUAAAGGGGUAUCUGAUUUUAGUCAGGGGGGUACCCAUUUGAAGGGAAUCUUUACUUUGGAAACAUCUUCUGCAGAGUCCACCUUUGUGGACGUAUUUUUUUUCUUUGGAAUCUAUUCAUUGAUUAUAUUUGUAUUUUGAAAAAUAUUAUUUUUUGAGUUAAUGUUUUGGACCAAAAGUGAAUCAUGGCUAUGACUAUUAAAACGAUUCUUGCCAGAUGGAGAGAUCCUGUCAAUAUGCUGCUAUAGAUUUUGCAUCACUUUCAAAUCUUUCACUUACCAGCUGAAAAACCACAAUGGCCAUCAGAUAAUUCAAAGUCUGUAGCAGAAAUAGGAGCAGUAGUGGUGUCAUAUUGUAACUUCCCAGCUUAUAAAGUAUUGGUAUCUUUGAUUGUGUCAUCCCUGAAAAAAUUGUUUAGGUGGACAAACAAUCACGUGCUGGAAUAUCAAGAGAAGAUCCCAAAAGAAGCAGUCCAAUCCAGGCUUGUUUGAGAACCAUGUAUUAACCUUUCCAAGGAUUGAGUGACUAGUUAGAUGACUAACUAAAUUCAUCACAAUCGCAGGGAAAAUGAAGUUUUGUAUGAUGAGUAUAUUUGCAAAUUAUGUACAGUUAUCCCAAUAGAAUGAAUGUAUACUAUGUCUAAUUUCCCUUGAAAUAGAUCAACAAUCACAAGAGCUAGUUCCACAAUGUGAAGAUUCAGUUAGAAAUAGACUUCUGGAUGAACAAAUAAUUUACCAAGUUAUAUCAAAGCACUCCAAACUAACUGGCACCUCACUGUUUAAAUCUGUCUAGUAUAAGAAACUACUACAAUCCUUCUCCCAUUUGUCAUUCUGAUCAAACGGUUUUUAAAAAUUCUUCUGAUCUUCACUUUUGCAACUUUAUCUUCAAGUGAUCUGAUCACAAAGAAUAUUUUGCUUUCCAAAGCCUAUCAAUGUAUUAUUUGUUUCAAUCUAAACUACUUAACUAUUAAGAAACAGUGCUCAUACCCCAACUUAUCUGAAUUCAUGAUCAUUACAAACUGUUCUUUCUCUCACACCACAAAAUGCGUAAUUGUAUGUCACAUUCAAUAAUGUUUGGAAAAAUCCUUCAGGACAACUCCCCCACCAGUCAGCUCAGCAAUACUAACAUUUAGCAACGUUUACUAGGGCUAAUCAUCUAUAUGCACUGUAUGCAUGCAACAUAUUUCACAUUAACUCACCAGCUCCCUAUGAGCUAUAUUUGAAGAGGAGGAGACUUCUGCAGUCAAGCCACACCAGGACUUUAAUACUUGGUGCCUUUGUCAUGUUCCAUUUGGUCUCUGUGGAUCUAGUUUAAUUGAGCCGAUGCCGAAUCUGAAUCACAAUUCAAAUCACCACUGUUUACUUUAGACGAUGUACAAUAAUGGUGUACAUGGAAUGCUGCUCUUGCAACUUUACAAACUGAUAGCAUUUAAAACAGAAUGCUUCCUUGUACUGCAUAUUUAAUCAGUCCACAUUUCCCUAAUGUCAAUCUGUAAAUUAGAGGUUUUUUGUGAGGAGGGGCAUGUGUCCCUGUACCAUACCCAUCAGCUAAGUUUGUGAAUGCCUGCAUAAAGUGCCAAUAGCAUUUACAGACUAAUGUCAUUAUAUACCAGUGUUGGGAGGGCAGUGAGACCGAUAGCUGCUAUUUGUUAAUCAGUGUCAGACAAUAACUGCACUAGGAAUUGAAGAGAUUCUCACAGUUCCUAUUUACAAGAGUGAAGGAAAGAAUGUAGUGAUUGACCAGUAUAAAAAUUAAAUCAGGCCAGCUUUUACCAAGCCCCUUUUUCUGAUUUUUUUUUUUCAGAACAUUACCUACUGAUUUAAAUUUUAGUACUGGUUUAUUGUUAACCUAUACUGGGAGACACCACAAAACAAAAGAAUUAGUGCAAGUGAAAACCUGACUGCCUGCCUGUAUCAAUACCACCACA
Chiloscyllium plagiosum (whitespotted bambooshark) is the source of this 7251-nucleotide messenger RNA. Lineage: Eukaryota; Metazoa; Chordata; Chondrichthyes; Orectolobiformes; Hemiscylliidae. The record is from RefSeq and is a predicted model, not a curated record.